Molecule: messenger RNA, 1821 nt
Organism: Megalops cyprinoides (Indo-Pacific tarpon)
Lineage: Eukaryota; Metazoa; Chordata; Actinopteri; Elopiformes; Megalopidae
Gene: pde12
Product: phosphodiesterase 12
Exons: 3
Coding region: 37-1806 (589 amino acids)
Biological process (GO): nuclear-transcribed mRNA catabolic process, deadenylation-dependent decay
Cellular component (GO): mitochondrion
Molecular function (GO): 3'-5'-RNA exonuclease activity
Source: RefSeq, a predicted model, not a curated record
CCAGCUGCGAUAACGUUGAAGAAUAAUUUGGUGCUAAUGUACAGGUAUUGGACUUAUAACAUUAGACAAAUUUCAGGUGAUACUGUGUGGUCUGGUUGGUUGGGAAUCGCGAGGUCACUGUGGUGUCCUAAUAAUCUCACCCGGCGGGCCUACAGGAAAAUGGAAAGAGCGGUUGUGAGAUGUGUGCCCUGGGAGUCCAAGCUAACUAUUUCGUUUAUCCUGGACGGCAGUCAGAAGCACAUGCUGAGGGACCAGACGGAAGAACUUGGCAAGGUGUUGGCCAGAAUUGCUAAUAAUGCCCUGAAGGGUCAAGGCAAAGCGAAAAAGUCCAAGAAAAACAAAGCCGAGCAGACGACAGCUGUAGAGCCGGCUGUGAGACUGUACUACAAUGGCGACUUUGUAGCAGAGGACGCACUCAAUCAUGAUGCUUGGCAGGAUGGAGCCGUGUUACACGUUGGAGACAGCAAGUACAAAGUCGAGAGGAACCCCCCGAGCUUUACCGUCGCUGAGUUGCCGGUGUCUCUUUUAGCCAGCUUCCCCGUAUGCCCAAAACUGGAGAUUGAGUUCGGCGAUCUGAAGCACUGUCUUUUUAAAUGGUACCGAGAGAUCGCUCCUAACGCGGAAAAAGAGGGACGAGAAAACCGCUGGGUUGAGGCAGGCAAUGAACGUGUGUUCACUCCGUCUAAUUCAGACAUUUCGCUAAAACUAAAGCUGAAAUGCACUCCUGGAGAUGGGACAAAGUGCGGUGCGGCCAAAGAGUUGGUAACAGUUGGUACCGUCGAGGCAGGGCCAGGAACCUGCACGUUUGACAACAGGCAUGUUUAUACUGCUAAAGUUACGGACGAUGCAACAGUCAGGGUGGUUUCAUACAACAUUUUAGCCGAUGUUUACGCACAAACCGAUCUUUCAAAAACGGUUUUAUACCCAUACUGCGCUCCAUAUGCGCUGGGGCUCGACUAUAGACAAAAUUUAAUCAAGAAAGAGCUAGCCGGCUACAGCGCUGACAUAAUUUGUCUCCAGGAAGUGGACAAGGGAGUUUUCGUCGACAGCCUGUCACCGGCACUCGAUGCCUUUGACAUGGAUGGCGUCUUCAGAAUCAAAGAGAAACAACACGAGGGCUUGGCGACGUAUUUCAGGAGGUCCAAAUUUAAGUUGCUGAGCCAACAUGACAUAGUGCUGAGCGAAGCUUUGGUGUCAGAUCCGCUUCACAGUGAGCUGUUGGACAAACUGUCCACCAACCCAGUCUUGAAGGAGAAGGUGGUGCAAAGGUCGACGGCGUUGCAGGUGACUGUGCUUCAGUCUUUGAAAGAUGCAUCGAAGAAACUCUGUGUUGCCAAUACCCACUUGUACUGGCAUCCAAAAGGAGGACACAUACGUUUGAUCCAGAUGGCCGUGGCCCUGAAGCAUUUGAGCCGGUUGACGUCGGAAGAGUACCCGGGGGCCCCGCUGAUUUUUUCGGGUGACUUCAACAGCACGCCCUCGUCGGGCCUCUUCCAGCUGGCCAGUCAGGGUGCGGUGCCUGAGAGCCACGAGGACUGGGCUUCGGACGGGCCGGAGGAGCUGUGCCCGAUGGCCAUCAGCAACCCCUUCCAGCUGAGCAGUGCGUGCGGGGAGCCUGCCUACACCAACUACGUGGGCGGCUUCCACGGUUGCCUCGACUACAUAUUCGUGGAGCCUCGCGCUCUGCAGGUGGAGCAGGUAAUACCCCUGCCCAGUCACCAGGAGGUCACCACAUACCAGGCUCUGCCCAGCGUCGCACAUCCAUCUGAUCACAUCGCUCUCGUCUGUGACCUCACCUGGAAAUGAUUGGCACAGACGAUG